Molecule: messenger RNA, 39142 nt
Organism: Pelobates cultripes (western spadefoot toad)
Lineage: Eukaryota; Metazoa; Chordata; Amphibia; Anura; Pelobatidae
Source: the annotation of a GenBank genome assembly
GUCACGGGGGGCGGGGUUUGUCUUGUGUUGUUGAGGUUGGCAGUGAUGGUGGCCUGGAAGGGGCUGAUGGUGGGUCGUGCUGUCGCCUGCUGUUCUGGUGAGUUGAACCCCACGGGCUGGUCCUGGACUCGCUUUACAUUGAUUAUUAUUGUCCUCAUUAAUACCAUGGCCGCAUUUACUGACUCAAUGAAAGCGCUACGGAAUCUGUUGGCGCUAUAUAAAUGAUAAUAAUGAUAAUGAUUGAAAUUUUUCAUUAAACCUCUUAUUGUGAUUAUAAUCCGGGCAGGAUCCUGCUCAUACUGCCAAGCUUUGAUCAGGGAAAUAUAAACUCAAUAAUUUUAUUUUAUUCCAUUAUUAUUAUUAUUACUUCUUUACCGGGAUCAUAUAAAUUAUUUAAUAUUUCCUUAUCAAACCAUGGCAGCAGUCAGUUCCAUAAACUUAUUAUUUUGAUUUAAGACCAGGACAGUUUCCUGUUAGUGUUUGCAUUGAUUAAUCUGGAAAUUUUAAUUGCAAAUUUUCAGACAAAAUAAAAGAAUCUGUUGUGAUUUCUCCACAAUUCCUGGUCAAUGUACACAGUAAUAUAAUAAGUAAUAUAAUGUCAAGUCAUUUACUUCAUUCCUGCUAGGAGACGUAAUCUCUCUGUCCACCUGUGGGCAUGUUUGUUUUAGACCCAAUAUGUAUUCAUGGGCACAUAUUGUGUGGCAGGUGGCUUGGAUUCCGGUUCCUGGGUGGUCCAGUGGGACUGCAAAUCUGCUUCCAGGUGGCCCAGUCUGCUUGUCUGCACCUUAUGUGGGGGCAAGCCAGUGUGAAUGCUCCCUUUUGGUCUGUGACUGUGAGGGAGCUUCUGCAGUGAUCUGCACUAACUGAAGGUGCAGACCUGCAGCUCCUUUUCUAUUGUGAGUGAGCGCAGGGAUGUUGACGAGAUGUUUAGAUCUUCCCACCUGCACAUGCAGCUGUAAGGGAUCACUGCAGAGCCAGGACUUUAAUGUUUGCAAUGGCUCUACUUUAUAUUUCCUUUGGGGGAAAAACAGAUUUAUUUUUUAGUUGUUAAAAGUCAUGUUAACACACAUCUGGAGUUUGGAUGCAUACCCUGAAUAUAGUGUAUACUCUAUUCCAGUAGUGAAUGGGUUAGUUUUAAUAUAUUCAUAUUAUGCAAUGGCUAGAAUUCUUUUGUAAUAAUUAUUUGUUAUUUUACAUAGAUGCCCACUUCACAAAUGGAACCAAAUUUCUCAAAGCAUCAAAAUCAGAAACAAGGAUCAUUAACUAAUACUGUUCAGACACUAAAGACCAUUGAAGAUCUGUUCUCUAGGUAUGUUUUACAUCUUCGCUGUCAACCUCAAGGACAUCUAAAUGGAUUAUACAUCCAUUCAAUAAAUAAACCCAUAAAAAAGGUACUCUGCAAUAAAUAAAAAAAGUCUUGUUUUUGUUUGCUAAAAUGUAAUUUAUACAUUGUGUAAGCCAAAUGGUUGCUGAAUGUAUAAAUUUGCAGAAAAAUUUAAAAAUAAAAUAUCAAACAUGUGUGUCAACACUUGUCUGUAAGGUUUAUCAACAAAAGAGCAGCGCCUGCCCUAUGUUAUCAGAAUCAAAAUCAUUUCCAACAAUAAUAUGUAUUAUUCCAGCAACAGAUCAGUUCAUGUUCAAAAAUAUGACAGCAUAACAAGAAAGGGUUAAAGGGAAAUUGUCCGUUCCGAUUUUUUUCAUUAUUAUGUUUUAAUACGGCUUAAUGUGGUUGUUUUGGUUUUUUUUUCUCAAUCUUUUAAAAAAAUUUUUAUUUGAGACAUGUGUAAAUAAGCAGAGCAUGGUAUAAUCAGGAGUACUAUAGGUGAAAUCAGCUCAAAGGAAGAAACUCAUAGAGAAGUCUACCUCAUUUUUAAAUGAUAUAUAAACAUUGGAAAAACAAACUAGGUAUACAUAGCUAUUCAGUAAUAGAAGCCAGAAGCAUGGUAUAGGCUGACUGCAAAAAGAUUACAGCAUAACUAGGAAGAUCAUUGUAUAACAUACACAUGCCAGAGACAUAUGCAAGAGAUGUAACCACUGGAGUUAGUCCUAUCACCAUAUUGCAGCACCAAAUAAAAUAAAAAAUCAAAGAAUUUCAACAGAAGGAGAAAUAAUGAAAUGCAUAACAUGAGUGAGAAGAAAAUGACAUCCGCCAAUAUCAGAUCAGGGUUGAAUUCAGUUAGUGAGUCAGUUGAUAGGUCAGCAGACUCCUGAAAGUGGCAAGGCUAUGGAAAUCUAUAUACAUUUCAGCAAAGCAGCACUGCAAUGGGACACCCCUCCAGCUAAAGUCCUGUUCAAGGGCCAGCAUCAGCGCACCACAAACUCAGUUGAUCUCGGAGAUCAAGUCUGUUCUCCAGUGGGGGUAGUCGGGGGAUCUUCCGUCUGUGUGGACAAUGCAAAGAAGCCAUACCUCUAAUGGCCUUGCACAAAGGGAGCCCUUCCAUCUUCAACAGCGCUCCUCUCUUCUCACGUUCCUAUUCUUUUGCAAGCUAUAUUAUUUUCAUUGGCUGUAAUCUGUAUAUCAAUUGGAUUUAUUCAUCCUUUAUUGCUUAGAUAACCUUUUCUGUAUUUUCCAGGGUUAGUUCCUGUGAGUAUUCAUUAGACAGGGCUCCAUUGGGGCUUACGCUAGAGGAUCUAGAACAGCCAAGUUGUUCCAAUCCAAUACCGAAUAUGUCAAAUACCAGGAAUAAAAUCCCUGCAUCCACUGGAGGAGACUCUUUAAGGAGAAUCAGAGAUCAGGUAUAUAUGUCCGCUACCAAACCGAAAAAUGUCACCGUUCAUUAUCUCGUUCUUUUCUGCUCAGUUAUCUGGUGGUCCUAACAUGAUGUCAAGAUUGCCAACCUGCUUUCCCCUGGUCUGUAGCCAUUAGUGCCCUGCCAGGGGAUCUAGUGCCAUUUUGUGAUGGAAACUGGAGUCCUGUUACAAGUUGGAAACCACUAAUUAGUACACAACCAAUUUUAUGCCCGGCAGUAUCUAUACAAUAGUUCAUCAGACUGCUUGUUGAUUAACAUAAUGCUUAAAUAAAUUAGUAAAAUAUACUCUUCUCAAGUGUUUUUUGGUUUGCAGAAAACUUGUAGCAUCUGCUGAUUCUAUUUUCUCAACCAGUCCUAGUUCGUCCAUUGUUUCCAAGUACAUUCUGUGGAUAUCACAUAAACCCUUAGCCCACCCAAGUGUAUAUAUUAUAUAUUUUAGCUUUUGCUAAUACUUUAAUGAUGAAAACCGUAAUUGAAAAUAUUUGCUAUGUGUAUAUAUAUAUAUAUAUAUAUAUAUAUAUAAAAGUGUCCGGACUGCACUCACGGUCUUAAAGUUGAAAAUGUUUCUUUAUUCCAUAUAACAAAUCAUUUGUUAUAUGGAAUAAAGAAACAUUUUCAACUUUAAGACCGUGAGUGCAGUCCGGACACUUUUUGAUAGAUAUAUAUAUAUAAUUUUUUUUAAAUACGUGAUGAUAUUUCCACAAGCAUUUGUGGUGUGUGGCUGUAACUAGACGUGUACAAGUCAUUUAGCUAUUAGUUAUAACACAAUAUUAUAUUGCUUUUUGUAAUAAGUACUUGUAACUUAUUUUUCAUUAAUGUGAUUUUCUGUUACUUAUGUCCAGACCUUCUCCUCUCAAGCUGUGUCCUUCAUUAACACUGAAGAAGAAAACAGCCAUUUAAGGUUGAAAUUGAAUACUCUCAGGGAGCAAAAUGCUUCCUUGUCAUCCAAGAACCACUCUCUAACAGAGAAACUAGAGUCGGUGCAAGUAAAGUUGUUCAAGUCAAAAUCACAAGUAUGUAUGUUUUCAUGAAACAUUGAAACCAGGUAACAAUAAAGUAACAUCUGCCAGUUCAACAUAUUUUUAUUGCCGCUCUCAGAAUUUCAAAAAGUCUAUUCUAAAGUCCGAGUAUCUGUUUUUUGGGUUUUUUUUUUGACACCUAUUAAAUCAGUCAAGCAAAGAUUUGCAUAAACAUUCAAUAAACGAUUUGCAAAGCUUUAAAUGUAUCUGAUUUAAAAAUCAUUGUAAGCUAUUUAUACAAUCUCACCUAUGGGUAGUUUAUUAAUUUUUAGUUUGUUAUAUGCUUGUUCUUUAUUUUAUGAUUAUUUUCCGAAUUUAUUUUGAAAGUAUAAAGGCUUUUUCUGUGGUUUUAGGUACACUUUUUUGAGACUUCCCUCGGAACCUGCAAAUCUCGAAUAGUUGAACUUGAGGAGCACAUUGUGAGUUUGGAAGCCAAAGCCGAGGCUCAUGAGAAAGCAUUAAGGUGAUUAUAUAUAUCUUGAAAAAAAUAGAAACAAGAUAAUCGUUAACGUGCUUUUAACAUGCAGAGUGAUUGUACUGUGGAGUAAGUCACCAGAACAAAUACAGCUUAAUGUAGUUGUUCUGGUGAGUAUAAUCAUUAUAUGCAGACAUGUUCAUGCAAACACUGGCCUUUCAGAGAAUGGCCACUGGAGGUGCUUUCUGGCUCAGUGCUGCACAGUAGGCAGCAGUGCCGUUCAGCGUCUCCACGCUCUGCAUGGGUCUGCUGAAUUUUUCUCGUAGAGAUGCAUUGAUUCAAUGCUUCUCUCUGAGGAGGUGCUGAUUGGCCAAAACUGCGUUUUGCCCCGCUCUCUUGCUGUUUUUAGCCAAUCCAAUGCUUUCCCGAUUGGCUAAAUAUCGACAAUUCUGUUUAAGUCACCAAGGGGGCGCAGCCAGUCCAGGCGGACCCCGCGGCGCUGGAAAUAAGGUAAGUUUUAAUUCCUUUUAAGGGGGCCGGGUGGGGACAAGCCACCUAAGUGGUGGGUUUGCACUAUAAGGUCAGGAAUAAAUGUUUGUGUUCCUGACCCUAUAGUGUUCCUUUAAAAUACUUUAGACUACAGCAUAAGGCAAGCAGGCAAAAAGGAAAUAAAUACCGUAUAUUUAAAGAUAUUACGUAACGCACUCGGGAGAUAGAUAUGAUGGCGGUUUUAUUUUUGCCAUAAGGAACAAACUGACCGGAAUAUAUCACCAAGAUGCUGAGUACAUUAUUAAAAAAACCAAAAACAUUUCCAUGAUUUCAUCAAGUGACAGUCAAUAAUAUUCAUACGAUGUCAUCUGUCUUUUUUUAUUUUAUUUUAUUUAUUUAUUUUAUACUAAUAAUGUAAAGUAAACAUUUAAUUUGACAGUGUAUGGAUUACCAGACUAUCUUCAGGUAGAUAUGGACAUUUUAAUUUAUAUGUUAUGCUUGCAAACUGGACACACAAUACAUAGAUUAAAAAAGAAACAGAAACAUACCUAAUGAUCCCUGUGUGUAUGUGUGUACAUAGUCUAGCAUAAUGUGUUUUUAUGUCACAAUGUUUGUUUUAUUUAGUCUAAUAAUUGUUUGUAUGUUUUUACAUUACUGUUGCAGAAAAACAGAAGAUCAGCUACAACAAAACCAUCAUACGCUGUCUGAAAAAGAGAGUAUUUUGCACAGUUUCAGAGAAGAGCUAAAGAAGGUGAAGGUGGAGCUUUAUGAAUCGAACAAGCAGUGUAAAAGGUGAGAGAAUAUAAACUUGAUAUUUACUGGCUAAAUAGUUUACUAGUUUAUUGCCGUAAUAUAGAGCAGGACUAGGCAGGCUUGGGCACUCCAGAUGUUGUGGACUACAGCAUUAUGGGAGGUGUAGUUCACAACAGCUAUGGAAGGCUACCGACUGCUGAUCUUGAGGCUAUAGAAAUAAGCCUGAAACAUUAUUCACUGGGACAUUGUGGAUUUGAGCCCUUUUUUCUUUUUUGUAGAUAAUGCAUGAGAUGAACAUACAUAAAUAAGUAAAUAAAAAGGUUGAACACACACAUUCUCUUAUUAGAAAUCCUUUAACAUUGGGGAAACGUGUUGAAAAUUGACAGGGAACAGUCCCUGGCACUAAAUGACCACAAAAAAAUAAAUAAAUUGGCUUCACAACAUGAAUACUAUUUACAACACAAUCAGUAUUUAUAUCUUUUGCAUAUUAUAUAUUACAAUGGAUACAAAAGCACUUAUAAAUAUUUGAUUACCAAAACCUUUGCAAAUAUUCUCCUCCUUGUCCAACAAGUGGUAUUGGACCAAACCCCAUAUGCAGACGUACUCAAGAUGUCUGUAUAUGGCUUUGAACAACUUGUACUUUGCAAGGCCAUCUCUGAUUAUUGACAGUCAGUGGAAUUAAUGUGGAAAUAAUUGGUCUCUUGAAAGUCGAAUACACAUAUCCACUGAGAUUGGCCUAUCCAAGUACACCUAUUGUUUUCAAUGGGAGCACUCGGCAUACCCUAUGAGUGUGUUGCUUAUGGGCUAUGUGGCUCUGCUAUUGAGAGUACUUUUUGUCAUGAAUAUAAUAUAAUUGAAAGCUAAGGCAGCUUCUUUCUGGCUGGACAUCUUUUUCUUUUUUUUUUUUUGUUUGUUUCCUACUCAUCUAUCAUACAUUCUCCCUCACUGAACUAAACAAGGGGUUAUACAAAUACUUAUGGAAGGAGUGUAAGUGUUUGUGGUGUUUGUAGUGCCCCUGUAAUAUAAGCAUUUGCUGGGGGUUUCAGUUUUACAUUCAAUGGAUAAAUGUGCAUACCAUCCUGAUGCUAAUAUAGUCAUCCAUUUAUUUUUAAAAUAUAUUUAUUGCAUUGUUUAUUAGUGUUUUUUUUUUUUUUUUUUGUCUUUAGAGCUGAAACCCAGAGGAAUGCUGCACUGCUUAAUGCCGAAGAAUUAACAAGAGCUUUUCAACAGUACAAAGCAAAUGUUGCUAAGAAACUGGAAAAGGUAUAAUAAUGAUUUAUAAUGGGAUUUAGCUAAGGCUGGCCGGUACCUGGUGUGCUUGGUGCCCAUGCUUAUCCACUGCAGUGUAAAGAUGCUUCAGACUUCAAAAGUGGCCAAAGUGAAUAGAAGCACUUAAUAUCAAUUCAUUCUUGCAAACCUCAAAGAGGAAAACCCACGACAAAAAGGAAUAUUUAAUGUAAUGCACGUUUUUAUUCAAGUGAAUUUAAUAAUCGUUUUUGAUUUGGCAUUCAGCAUUGAAUGACAUUGGCCUAUCGAACAAACAUAAAGGACAAACCAUAUACUCUAAGAAAUGAUACCAUUUAUUAGACUAUGAAACUUUUGGACUACAGUAUAGAUUGCAGAAAUUGUUACUGGUUUUGAAUUUACAUAUAUCCUGAAAACUAGUGAACUGGCCGCCCCUUCCUCCUGCCUCCAAAUCUGACCAAGUUUUAGUAGAGGCUGAAAUGGAUGCUGUAAGCUGGAAUACACUUAAUUAUUUUAAUAUAUAGUGAUAGUCGAAUACUCCAGUCACUUUACAGACCACGGUGUAUGGAAAAUAACAGCUUAGGAGCCAGAACAAUUCAGUGUAGCAGUGUUUGUAUAGGGCUAAUGUAGUAUAUGAUACAGUUAGUCUGAGCUCUGCAGAUAAUUCCACUGUUAGAAUUCAGCAAUCACAGGAUUACUGACAAAAGUGUUAAUUUUCAAAGCAUCGGAAAGAAUAGCUGAAUUAGAAAAAAAAAAUGAAUUUUCAGUCUGGCUAUUUUUGCUUAAAAUUUGAAAUUCACUCUAAUUCUCAGAAGUGUACAAUUUUUAGUGCAUAAACAUGUGAUGUAUUUAGAGUUGAAUAUGUUUACAAUAGCGUUUUAAGGAACUCAUUCCAUUUUCACUAGGUUAAAGACGAAGAAGAGUUGCUCAACAAAAACUUCACAAACUGUGAACAACAGAGGAAAAGUCUGCAGGAAAGAUGUGGAACGCUGGAGAAAGAUCUAGAGAACAUGAAGGAGCACUUAAGGUUUAAACCAAUGUGUUUUAAAGAUGCUUGUUCAUUAAAAUGUGAACAUCGUGGAAGGGAACCUAGAAUUUGUUUUUGUUUUUUGAGGACCAUUUGCAGCCAACAAGCCACUAUUGCAAACACACAAUUUAUGUAGGUUUUACUGUUCCAAUGAUGCUUCUGCAUCAUGGAUCUAAAGUGGACGUGUCAUGGUUCCUUUUACAGCAUUGAGGUCUAUAGAGGGUCCAGUGAGAGCGCGGAAUCCUCCAUAGACAGAGCCAAUUCCAUGCAGAUGUCCCUGGAGACAGCUUAGGGAUUGAUACUUCUAGAAGGCGGUAGCUCUGCCCAAUGUCUAGAAGUGUCAAAUUAAAUUCAGUGAAAUCCCAACACAGGCAAUAUGAGUAUUUUUAUAAAGAUUUUGCAGGUGGAGUAACAGUGCCGCGUUAAUAGUUUUUCACUACAGUGUGAAUUGUUGGGAUUUCACACUGAAUUUUAAAUCUUAUCAUUGCUGUCUUAAAGAAUGUUUCUAAAUUUGAUGAUUUUGCCUACAGUUGCAAAUUCAGUUUGCUUUUUACAUUAAAUUCAUGACCAUUUACACUUCUGGAAAAUAACCCCAAAUAUUUCAACAAGCUGAAAAUCCAUAAUUAGAGAUUAGCGACUCAGAUUUUACUAAAGCUGUACGUAGCCAUCUUAUUGGAAAAGCUUUAUCAGUGUCUAGUGCUUCCGAUUUUUCAUCUUUAGUGCUAUCAUGUGAUUGCACCCGCUGCAUCUGAUUUCAAUUUAUUCCUCAGGGUCUUACAGUUAGAAAAGGAUAUUGGACAAGGAAGACAGGCUUGUGGACAAACCAACAACACAGAACUUAUUUCUCUGCUGACUCAUUCCAACCAAAGAAUUCUCAGGCUAGAAAACGAGCUUGAAAUGAAAGAACAAGUUAUAAAGGAACAAAUUGGUUUCCUGCAAGAAAACAAAGAAUUGAAGGAUCGUCUUGCUCAACAAUCCCGGCGGAAUGAAAUGAAAAUUUCUGGAUCUGAGAUUGGUAGCACAGAAUGUGUUCCACGGUUACUGGUAAAGCAGUUCAUCGUGUCACAUCUUUUAUUUGUAUAGAUUUUAAAUAGAAUUUAGGAAACGUACCGUAUAUACUCGUGUAUAAGUCGAUCUCAUGUAUAAGUCGAGGGCAGUUUUGUGACCAACAAUUGUGAAAUAUGCUAUGCCUCGUGGAUAAGUCGAGGGUAAAACUUGGGGCUAUGACAUUCUGUGAUUUUUAGAAUUAUAUACACACGCACACUCAUACAAACACACACACUCUGCAUUAUAUACACACACUCUGCACUUUACAUAGCGCUUUACAAUAUACAUGUCAAGUGUGUAUAUAAUGCAGAGUGUGUGUGUGUUUGUAUGAGUGUGUGUGUAGAAUGCAGAUUGUUUGUAUGAGUGUGUGUGUAUUUAAUGCAGAGUGUGUGUGUGUGUGUGUGUGAGAGAACUGGGUGGGAGGAGGGCAUUUUUAUUAUACAUUUUUUUUUUUUUAAUUCUUUAUUUUUGGUUUGACAAAGUAGAUGGUAAUCAUGAAAGCAGUUACAUUUAUGUACAUGACAGCGCAGUCAUACAUUAGCAUAUAUAAUGCAAGUGACAGUUGUCAGUUUAGGCAUAUCCUAUACAUCAAAUUUUCUGUAGGUGACUCCGUCUGAAUUUUUGGUAUGGGUGGCAAGCAGUGUUAACUAUGUACAAUAGCUUUGCUGUGAAGGGUUAGGCUUAUAGAGUGGAGUGUCGGUCUCGCCGCUUCCUGGGGUAUGCGACUGCGCCCUCCCUCCCUUCUACGCACCACAAAACACUGAUGUGCUUUUAUCUGCCUUUCCCCUUCUGCCUACUUACAGGUCUGGGGUGCCUGCCUACAAGAGAGAGAUAGAAAGGAAAGUAAAGAGUUGGAGACAAGUACCUGCGUGUUUAGCUAUAUCGGUUUGACAUGGUUACCGAGUGAGCUACCGACGGGGGUAGUCAGUUCCCUUAAGUUGUGUUUUGUGUGCUGGGCCCGGCCCCACCCUCGUCUAGCAGUGGUGCCUCUUCCGCCUGUCCGAGUGUUGAUAUGGUGGUUGGCGUUUGGUGGGCCCCCGCCCCGCCAGUUGAAAGUUGCGUGGAUGCUGCCCCGCGCCCCAAGUUGUUGUGCUAAGUAUCGUAUUGCUCCCAUAGGUCCCAGACUUUUUGGAAUUUAGUCAUGGUGUUUCGCACCUGAGAGGUCAAUUUAUCCAUUAUGUAAUUGUCUCGCAUUUUUGUCUUAACCAGGGAUAUAUGUGGGAGAUCUGGACAUGACCACUUUUGUGCUAGGGACCUUCGGGCCGCUAAAUAGAGCAUGUUAAGAAGUCUUUGCUCGUGUCUAGGGAGAUCCUUUGUGGGUCUUGAGAGCAGACAUGCCCAUGGGUCUAAUCCCAGUCGCCUUUGCAGGAUUUGGGAGCUAAGCUCCACAAUGUUACUCCAGUAGUCUGUGACCUUCGGGCAGCCCCACCACAUAUGUAUAUACGUGCCCCGCCCCCCGCACCCGUGCCAGCAGUCGUCCGUGGGACUUAGCCCCAUAUGUUUCUGUUUCACGGGGGUCAGGUACCAUCGAAAUAGUGUUUUAUACGAUUGCUCUUGGAGCGUCACACAUAUUGUGGUUUUGCUACAUGCUUCCCAUAUGUCCUGCCACUCCGUUCCCUCUAAUACCUCCCCCAGGUCGGCUUCCCACUGGUCGGUGUAUCGCAGCGUGCCCUCCUCGUUCGAGUUCCCAUUGAGGUGGUUGUAUAGUAGCGUAAUGAGUUUAGUUUGUGUUGUCUCAUUGUAACAUAGUUUUUCGAAGAAGGUCAGUGGUGUCAGAGCCGCCUUCCGUAUGUCAGGGUUUUGUGCAAAGUCACGGAUCUGCAUGUACCUAAAGUAGUCUCUUGUUCGUAAGUUGGCUUUGGUGGCUAGGUGUUCGUAGGUGACUACAUUUUGGUUCACAUAUAGGUGUACGUAUCUUUGGAGUCCCGUGGCCUCUAUCCCCUUAUAGUCUCUCGCCUGCAUUUCGGGAGGGAAGGCCCUAUUCCUAAGGACUGGUGUCAUGGGGGACGGGUGGGAGCUGAGGGCGUAUUUUGUUUUGGUUUGGUCCCAAAUCUGUAUGGAGUUGAGUAUGGCUGGGUUCGCUGUUCUUAAUAUGGCUCUUUGCGCUUUGGGUGCCCAUAUUGAAAAUUGCGAGAGAUCCUGACCUGUCAUCAGCGACUCUAGAUCCACCCACCGUCUCCUGUCAGGAGGUGUGUGCCACUGUAUCACCUGUGUCAGCUGUGCAGCUAGAUAAUAGGUGUAGACAUUGGGUAGUCCCAGCCCCCCCAUGGGUUUCGGUCUGUACAUGAGGGUUAUUAUACAUUUUUUAUUUUAAUAUUUUAAGUUUUUUAUUUUAUUAUUUUAUUUUAUUAUUUUAAGAUUUUUAUUUUAAUAUUUUAAGCUUUUUAUUUUAUUAUUUUUUAUUGUAUAUUUUUUAUUAUUUAAUUUAAUUUUGAUCCCCCCUCCCUGCUUGUUAGCUUGCCAGGGAGGGGGGCUCUCACUCCCUGGUGGUCCAGUGUAUGGGCUGUGUAGGAGGGGGGGCUGGCAGUGAGAGGUUACUUACCUUCCUGCAGCUCCUGUCAGCUCCCUUCUCCUCCGUGCAGCUCCUCUGUCAGCUCCCACUGGAAGUCUCGCGACAACCGCGGUGACCCCGCGGCUCUCGCGAGACUUCCAGUGGGAGCUGACAGAGGAGCUGCACGGAGGAGAAGGGAGCUGACAGGAGCUGCAGGAAGGUAAGUUACAGCUCGCUGCCAGCCCCCAACAGGACCGCCAGGCUUGUAAUGAGCCCGGCGGUCCUUGUCUGUAUUAUGGCAAUGUAAAUUGCCAUAAUACAGACAUUAACUCGAGUAUAAGUCGAGUGGGGGUUUUUCAGCACAAAAAAUGUGCUGAAAAACUCGACUUAUACUCGAGUAUAUACGGUAAUAUUAGGGAUAAGUGGAAGUUCAAGCUUUUAGUCCGAAAGAUUUUUUUUAAUGGACAUUAUAAGUCCCUCUACACAUUACAGGGAUGUUGUAAGGGGCAAUCUAUUUAUCUAUUUAUUAUAGCUGCAAUAGUUUGCUUAUUUAACUGCAAAUAUAUUUCCACUAUCUCAUUCUCUCCUAAACAUAACAUACUUUUUGACUUGUACAUGAUCUUGUUCUGCGCAUGUGUGGCUUGUGACUGGUUACUAGUACAAAGUUUCUCAUAAUGUUCUAUGGAGAGCUUGGACAAUAGUUUUGUGUAUGCUAAACUAAACAGCAAAAAAAACUGCCAAAAGUGCAAAAUCGUAUGUAACUAACAAAAUAAAAGCAUAUGCUUAACUUGCUGGAAAUUGGCUUAAAAUGUAGUGAUAGAUUCCCUGUUAAAAUCCAUCUUUGACAACCAACAUGUGUAUAUGUACAAAACCAGACAGAGUUUCGGCUAUUCCUAAAAUGAGUGUUCUAUUACUAGACUCAAAACCGCUGUCUGUAUAAUAAUUGCACUCACAAAUUGUCUGUAGCUAGUAAGCCUCAAAGACUCUCCGGAGUUACUCAGGGAGCGGCUAAUACUCAUACUUUGUAUCCAUGAAAAUAAGUACUUUAAUUCGUGGAAAAACAUUAAUGAAGCUACUCAUCAAGUCAGUGAAAGCUGCACUGUAAAAUGUACUUCCAGUUCAAAUGCUGUAAUUGUAAAGUUAAAUUAUUGUCAAUGCUUUUGUAUUUGUCAGUUACUGUGUAUAUCUCUCUAUUUAUCCAUCUAUCUAAAUCUCCAAAUUUUUUCUAACUUUCUGUCAGUGAGCAUUGCCUUCCACGCAUUGAGUCGCCAUGCAGAAAAAUCACACACAUUUUCUCAGAGACCUAAUGUUUAACCCCUUAAGGACACAUGACCUGUGUGACAUGCCAUGAUUCCCUUUUAUUCCAAAAGUUUGGUCCGUAAGGGGUUAAGUUCAGUAUUAACAAUAUUAAAAUACACUUGGCAAAAAACAAACAAACAAACAAAAAAAAUCCUAAUUAAAUUCUUCCCAGUGUUUAAAGGGUUUCCAUCAACAAAUGUAAUCACUAUAGCCCAUUUCAAUUAAUGAGGAAGCAUUUCUCUAGAUUUAAGUUAAUGAGUGCAUAGUUCUCUUACUGUAAGUAUAUCUAGUUUAACGAGUAUCGUUAGCCAGGUAGUGCUAUAAUUACAUUGAGAAUCUUGCCAGGUUAGACGGUAUUCAGUUAAUCCAUAGGCGCCAGUCUUCGAGAUAAUUAUUCAAGGUAUCUGAUGAUAUGCUGGGAAAUGAUAUAUGUAGGUCGCCAUAAUUACAUUUUUGUUGAUUUGAAAAAGCCGUGCCUUGGCGUGGUUUGUUCUGAUGCGAUCAAUAUGUGAUUUCGUAAUAUGUCACUUACUGACAUUUUUAAUCACAUUAUAGAGCGUCUCAACUCAAAACAUAACUUUUCUUUGAAUUCUGAACAAAGCUUUAAAAUGCUAUAAAGUAUAUAGUUACGUAUAAGUAAUAUAUGCUGAAAAUUGCUCAAGUCCAUCAAGUUUACCUUUUUUACAUAUCUGUUUUACUGCUCUUGGUCGUCCCCUGCCUCUCCCUACCCCCCAAAAAAGCAAAAAAUCGAAUUUGAAUGAUAAAUACAUAGAUUCUCCUUGACUCCAAAUUGGCAGUCAUAUUUCUGCAUGGACCAACCAGCUUUUACCACACCUAUUUACUCAAAGAAAAACCAAAAGGCAAAAUAAAAAAAUGAAACAUUGAGGAACUUGAAAGUCAUUUGUGAUAUGUAGAUACCUGACCUAUUUUGUGUGCUGCACAGGUUCGUAUCAAACACCUUCAAUGGAAAAACAUUGUAGUUGUUAUAGGAUACAAGAUACAUUGUUUGUAAUGUUUGUUUAGUUUUAUAAUAAUUCCAUAUGUUUAAUUGUUCUUACUGUAAAGAAUCCUAUCCUCUACCAUAGGUGAAAUCUCAAUUUUUCAAGUCUUAAUACCUGACCUGUUGUCGUUUGUACAGUCCUUUUAAGUUAUCUUUUUCUAGCUUUUAUUUAUAACUUGGGUUUAGUCCUUUCUGACAUGUUUGACAAUUUAAAAAAAAAUCAUUUUUUUUAAAGACUCCAAGGUUUUUUAAGGAUCCACACUGUUUGUUUUUGGCAUGAUUAAGCUAAAAUAUCACAUCCUCAUUAUGCACGAAUUUCUUUUCAAACUACUGGGUGAUCAAAGUAGUGAAUCUGUGUUCAUGGAUACAGGAUGAGUCAAUUUUAAUUCUUCCUUUGCACUAUUGUGAAUAAUCCAUACUUUAGAUUAAAAACUUAAUGGGGUGAUGGCAGAUUCUAAGUUAUACUGAUGGAUUCCUAGGGACCUUUAAUUCUAUUCUUGCAUGCCUUGUUUUGACUUCUGUUUUUGUGCAACUUUUGUUUUAGACUACAUCUAAGCACCCAGUUGAAGAAAUCCCUGAGCCUGUCUUUGGUGCCAACAAACAUCUCAUUGCAGACUUAAGGUACUUUAUAAAUCAAACUUAAAAUAUUCUAUGUGUUUUUUUUUUUUUUGUUUGGUUUUGUUAGGUGCCCUGUUUUGACUUAUCUUUUUAUGAUUUAUGUAGAGCUCAGUUGUUGGUGAAAGAAUCCGAAAAUCGAGAACUUCAAGACAGACUUCUCAGUUGUGAUGCCUGCAAAGAAAGAGGCGCUUUGCAACUGUUGGAUGCAGAGCCAGUGAAAUUAGCCUCCCAGCAAUCAGGUGUGUGUUUAUGAUUGCAAUAAUAUACAAUGGGCAAUUUAACUGUAAAUACAAUAGUAUUUUAUGCAUGAAGAAUUGAGAGGUCAUUCUCUGUAAGGCCAGCAGGGAAGAGUACCUUGAAUGUUUCCAAGUUGAUGCAAAGUAAGUAAUCUAUACACGUUUUAAAGAACAUUAAAGUACAUAAAUAUCUGUAUUUUGGUUGGCUCAAAUUUGGACACAUAAUGGGAUGCAAACAUUGGAAAAUACAGAGACAGGUUAACAUACUUCCAGGUAGUUUACAGAUAAGCAUCAGAAUUUUACUGUUUAAUGUAAGUUAACUUGUACGAAUUGUACAGCUCUUUUAGCUUUAGGCUGGGUUUGUUACUUUGGCGCACUAAAUCUAUUUCUCACAUUUCUAAUAUGUUGGGGUUCUCUAGAGAUUAUGCAUUUUUUGGUUGAAUUUCUGUAAGAAAUGCUUGUGAAGGAAGUCGUUAAUUUUUUAGUAAUAAAGAUUAUGUGCAUUCAUUUCUAAUACUUUUUAGUGUCUUUCCUGGCAUAUCCAUGCUAGGGGUGUCAGCAACCUUUAGAGGGUACCUGACAUGACAAUAAAACUUAAUCUUGAAGGAUGGAGAAUCACAUUUAAUCUAUACGUUGCACUAACACAAUGCCUGCAAGGGUAAGUAAGAGCAGCAGACUCUGUGUUAGAGCAGCACCAAUAUGCAGAUAGGAGAGAAACACCCAGCAUGAUUGAUUUAUUUUAGCUUUAGACAGGCAAUCAGAGAAUGGAGAGAAAACAUGUCAGUUUUAUUUACAUAAAGCCUACAUAAAGUGUUGGAUACUUUGAACCUGUUAUGGGCAGCAAAUCAGUGCCGUCCAGACAGAGUAUAUUCAGGAGAUGUAAGUAUUGGAAAUAAUUAAAAUUUGAUCUUUUAACAAUGUUAAGGGAAGAACCAAAUAAUUGUACAAUAUGGCUUAAGCCAAAUGUGUGUAAACCUGCAAACCUACAUAUGUUUUGACUGCUUCACUUAAAGUCCUCUUUGGUCAAAGGUAUCCCUUAAGCAACCCAAGUCCAUGCCGAUAGCUAAAUUUUAAUGCGUGUUUACACAUCCUGACAUCAUGUGCAUGUUUGGGCAUCUCACAAAUGCUCCCAGAUUCAGUUUUAGCCAAUGUAUGUAUGGUCUUCAGUUGGAUGAGUGGUACCUAUGUUCAGAAUGGACAUUAUAAAGAUGGGUGCCCCCAUAGAGAUUGAGAGAGUGCUGAAAAAAGGUAUUGACUUAUAUGUUUCCAUUAUUAAACAAUACACACAGAGGCUGUAAUGCACGCAAUAAUUUUAUUUUUGAUUAUAAAGAAGAUGAGUUUCCCUUUAGAGUGAUGAGAUACUAUGUAGAGCUGUUCAGCAGAUAUGCUCUGAGAGAUUAUUAUUGGUAUAUAGUGCCAACUUAUUCCACAGCGAUUUACAAUCGAUGCCUAAAAAGGGCAGCUGUCAUGGAAUAUUAUCACAGGGAUGUCAUUUUAAGCCACAUUUUAGCAAAUACAAGACAUUCUAUUUUUAUAUCAAGUUUUGUGUUUGAAGCAAUAUGUGCCUUAAUCACAAAGCACCAUUUGUGAGCUUAAAGUUGAGCCAUUUUAUUUUACAGUAGUGACUGAUGCAUUGUGAGUGCACAUCGAUAGGAGACUAACACUACAGAGAAUAAUAAAAUGAUUUGAAUAGGAACAUGAGAACAUUGUUUUAUGAAUACGUUUGUUAGCAGUUUUAUUAGAUCAAUAUACAGAUGGCAUUUAUUCGCUCCUUUACACACCGCUUGUCAUCCAUUUACAAGUGAAUCACAGGUUUAGUCUUUAUAGAACUGUGUGAACUGAAUAAAGAAACGUGAAUUGCUCUUCAUUGUUGCUUUGUGUUUUGUUGUUAAGAUGAGGAAAAAUACAUGCAGUUAGAGGCUGUUUGCAAGCAGCUUCAGACUGAGAAGGAGAGGCUCGCUCUUCAUGUGAAAGAGCUGCAGGAGAAGCUCAGUAAAGCCCAGUGUGACGUGACCAAUGCCAAGCAUGAUAUGACACAAAGAACCAAUCAGUUCCAACUCAUCCAAAAGGAGUUAAUGGAAAAAGCUUCGAAAGCAUCCAGCUUACAACAAGAAGUAAGUGUGUGUGUGGGAGCGGGGUAUAGCAAGGUCUCCACCCCCUAUGUCACACUACCAAGAGGAAGGGGUGAGACACCUAACAGGAAGUGUACAGCUGUACAUUUCCAAUAAAUCUUUGUGCUGAUUUUUUUUUCACUCUAGUGAUAACUUUAAUACGUUCUAUUCAGUUGUUCUAGUAAUUGUCAACUUAUUCAGUAGAAAAAGUAUAUCCAAUGUGUGCUCUGUGGAUUAAUUAUAAUCUCUGUAAAGCUCCAACAGAAACUAUUAGAGAACCUGGAUUCAGUCACUUCCUGUGUAGUAUUGUAAGCAAUGGAGGAGGAUCAGAGCUAAGGAAUUUGUUUCAGAUUAGGGACCUAUCAAAAGUUAGUGGGUUUUUUUUGGUGGUGGUUUACUAUUUAAAGAAUACUUGCAAUAACCAUAACCACUGCAGCUGAAGUCUUUAUGGUGAAAAACAUCUUCAGGCGCAUUCUCCCAGUUUGUGGAGAGCUGAGCUCAUCUUCCACCCAGCACUACAUGUCUAUAAUUAGUCGUGUUCUUUUUAGUAAUGUGGCUAGGCUUUGACAAACACAGGGGCUCUCCUGUUACCUAAACGACUUUAAUGGUUUGACACUAACCGUAGAGAUAGCACUCACAGACUCAUUUUCUUAAAAAAAUGUAGGUCCUUGACUGUGACCUUUCACAUUGACAGCUAUAUUUAAAAAAGUGUACUUGAGAAUAGCUGCUGCUCUUAAUUUGUAAUGUCAUAGUGGCUCCUUUACAAAACCGUGGAAGUCCAACAAAUACGUCUUUUUCAAAGUCAAAAUUCAGUAUAUCACACAUUAUACAUAGCAGGUAACAGUAUUAUUACCAACAGUUUAUUUUUGUGCGAAAUCAAUUUAAUUUUUUUUUUUUUAUAACUUGAUUAACGGCAAUGGAAUUGUUAAAAAAACAUUAAUAUUCUGUGCUGUAAACAUUGUUUGCAGGUUGCAAGGAAAUGUUCAAAGAUCUCUGCUAUUCAGAAGCUUUUGGAAGAAAAGUCGAUGGCAUACUCUACUGUUGCUUCCAGAAAUGCUGAACUAGAACACGAACUUAUGGUAAUAGAGUCCUGUAUAAUUUACCAAAUACCUAAUUAGAGUGUGCUUCCUGGAAUGUUCUAUAAAACCUCUUCUGAGCACAUAUGUUUGUAAAUGUCUGCUUUAUUUAAUGUUGAAGGCAGCAGUGUCACUUUUGAGGAUUUUUUUGUUAAAAUCGAAUCUUUAUGAAAAACCUGUUUUGUCUGCGUUGGUAUUUCACUGAAAUUCCAGGGCGAUCAGGAGAUCAAUCUUCACCUGUCAUGGUUUGACAUUGGCCAGGAUCCAGAAGAGGGGAGAGCACGUUGCGUAGUUCUCUCUUCCUCCACUCCGUAUGGGAUCCACCUUACAAAGUGCCUCUUUAACUCAGAAAAUGUUAUAUUUUCUAAUUUACCUUAUAAAAGCUUACUCUCAGGUCAUUUUCAAUGGCUUUCUUUAAAGUUUUAAAUGUUGUUUAGCUUCGUUAAUGUUGGUACAGUUAUCAUGCAAUAAAACUAUAUAUUAUAAUUAGAUCUGUGAAGUUCGAAUUAAUAUGCAUAUGAACAAAUUAACUAUAUUCUUCUUUUGUAUCGUUCAGAAUUAUAAAGAACAAAUUUUUCAUUUAGAAGAAAAUAUCAGUAAAGAGCAUGAAGAAGUCAUGUUGGCAUUUGAACAGUCCAAACACAUUCACGCUGAUCAACAGAAGGAACUGCAGAAUAACAUUGAGCAUGUAAGACCAUCAGCUUAAAUUGCUGUAAAUUCAUAAAAAGGACCUUAAAAGUCAGCUGGACAUUGCUCAUACUACGGAAAGUAAAACAAUCUGUUUAGUUUAAAGAGAUACUCUAAGCACCAAAAUAACUUAUUCUUAACGCCGUUACAGCGUUCUAUGCCGUCCCACAUUAAAUGGGCUUUAAAGCCGUUGCGGCGGCAUAGAACGCCGUAACGGCUUUCAGUCCCAGGAGGUGAAAUUUACUUACCUCUGCCGCGAUCCUCUUCGGGAGGACUGCCUGACAGCCCAGGCAGCACUCCCCUGGCAAAUGAGGCCCCCAGGGGCCAUGUGAUCGCUCUCAAAGAGCGAUGACAUGGCCCCCUAUAGCUGGCUGUGGAUCUGCCAGCAGGGGGACUGUCUGAAAUGGUGGGAAAGUAAAAAAAAAUAUUAAACAUGUUUUAAAAUAAAAUGUGUGUGUGUGUGUGUAUAUAUAUAUAUAUAUAUGUGUGUAUGUGUGUAUAUAUAUAUAUAUAUAUAUAUAUAUAUAUAUAUAUAUAUAUAUAUAUAUAUAUAUAUGUAUAUAUAUAUGUAUGUAUGUUAUAUUAUAUUUCUUAUAUAUAUAUGUAAUGUAUGUUAAUAUAAGUACAUAUAUUAAUCUUAAAAUACACUUAGAAUGACGUUACAUAUAUAUAUUUUAUGUUUAUGUAUAAUUACAAUAGUAAAUCAAUAAAAUAAUUUUUUUUUAAAUUAAUUUAUAUGUACAUAUGUAAUCUCAUUCUAACUGUAGUUUGUUAUUAAUACAUAUAUAUUGGUAACAAAAGACACUUAGAAUGACAUUUUAUAUAUAUAUAUAUAUAUAUAUAUAUAUAUAUAUAUCAAAUAACUGCAAAUAUUUAUAUAUAGAUAAAUAUAUAUAAUUACAUAAACAACUACAUAAGAUUACACAUAGAAUUUAAAUAUAUAUAUGCAUAUAUAAAAAAUUCUACGUGUAUGCUUAAGUAAUAUUUUAACAUAAUUAUGUGAUUUAAUUAAUUAAAAUUUGAUUGACGUGCCUGACAACCCAGGCAGCAAGUGCAGAGAAUUAAAUUCGCACGCGCUAUAUUUAACCCUGUAACUUUCCAAGACAUCAUAAAACCUGUACAUGGGGAGUACUGUUUUACUCGGGAGACUUCGCUGAACACAAAUAUUAGUGUUUCAAAAUGAUAAAUUGUAUUACAACGAUGAUAUAUUUAGUAAAAGUGAAGUUUUUUUGCAUUUUUCACACACAAACGGCACUUUUACUGACGAUAUUAUUGUUGUAAUAUGUUUUACUGUUUUGAAACACUUAUUUUUGUGUUUAGUGAAGUCUCCCGAGUAUAACAGUACCCCCUAUGUACAGGUUUUAUGGUAUUUUGGAUAGUUAGAGAGUCAAAUAUAAGGCUUGCAUAUAAUUUUUUUCACAUUGAAAUUUGCCAGAUUGGUUAUGUUGCAUUUAAGACCGUGUGGUAGCCCAGGAAUGAGAAUUACCCCCAUGAUGGCAUACCAUUUGCAAAAGUAGACAACCCAAGGUAUUGCAAAUGGGGUAUUAAGAUAAUGGUAUUAUGACAUUCACAGCUAAAAUGUCUACAAAUUUUUUUAAAAAUCUUAAUUUCUCACAAUUCUUUACAUUUUAUUCAUAAUAAAUUAUGUUUCAAAUAGGAAUAGUUCAUGAGAAAUUAAAGCCCAGUUUCUCCUGAACAAACUGAUAUAUAAUAAGUGUGGUUGCAAUAUGAAAGACGUGAAUUACGGCUGAACAGACAUAUAGCACAAAUACCAGUUUUUGUUUACAUUUUGUUUUGAUCAGAACGUGUACUAUUGACUCCGUCCUGAAUGGGUUAAUUGAGUUUUUUUUUUUUUUUGUUUUUUUUUUUACAUUCUUUAUUUUUGUUGUGUAGACAAGUAAACCGAAUUGUCGGCACACAGGCUGUGAACAUAAACAUCUACAGAGAGAGGGAACUAUUAUCCAAAUGAAAUAUAUUGCACAUAUGCAUCUUUUUAAGAUCACCAAAAAAGAGUAAAACAGUGUUAACAGUAGGAGAAGUAGUGUGCUCAUUCGAUAAAAAGCAAAUCCCCUGUAGAGAGAUUCCAGGCUAGUGCUGCAUAUUCUGAGUUAAAACAAAAUAAACGGAUACUCUACACUUUUUAUGUUAAAAGUGGAGACAAUGUUAUGGUGUACAUGCUUUUAAAACUUAAUAGAACUAAAUAAAAAGGCAAGCUGAAACCAUGCCUGACAACCCCAUCAGAACAUCUCAUUCUUAUCUAGGUGGUGGUGAAGGCUUCGCGGCUCUUAUCUAGGUGGAGAGUUUUGAAGGGUUUGUACCCAUCUUACAGGCCAAGAGGUUGAUACCCACUUUGCUUGACGAUAACAAAAAUUCUCAAAACCAGGCUAAGUGGGUGGAGGGUAUCGAGCAUAUGGGGAAAUAAACCUCCAGUGCCAGCAGGAUGUAUUCGUAUUAGUAUGGGACGUGUCUCCUAGGACACUCGUCUAAAAUAGGUGUUGCUAUAAUAUGUAAUAUAUAAAAAAAAAAAAAAAAAAGGGUGGCAUUAAACCUAAAAAUAAAGCUCACUAUACAACUCGUGCAUUUUGGUAUAUAUUUGUUGAAGCGUUCAGGAUAUAGUGGUGGAUGCGAGGUGCCUCUCAGGGCUGCAGGAACGAAUGGGCGAACUCUAGCAGGGUCCCAUGCUGUCGGUUGCGUUGAGAGCUCUGUUGGUCGUGGCUCUCCCUCAGUGUUCCUGUGGCGCAGGGUAUCAAGAGGCAUCUUGGUGAACCCCAUUUGUAGGGUAUGUUGUGCUUCAUAAGUUAAAGGUCCUAGGGACAUCCGCCAGUCCAUUGUAGCCCUGGACAAGUCUGUGAAGAAUUGUAGGGAGUGUUCCUCAAAGUGGAAGGGGUUUUUAUUCCGUACCACAGACAUGAAGGUUUGUCUGUCUCUGACUUUGGAGGUGUUAGCUGGUGGUGCUGGAAUUCGGAAACAGCCCUCCAGCAGCAUUGCUUUAGCCUGCUUUUAAUGAGAAGAGACUUGUGAGCAUAUACUUAUUGCUGUUUCUAUAUCUACUAGGGACUUCAGUGGGAAUGAGAGAAUUACGAAAUUAUUUUCACAUCCUGUGUCAGCAUGUAAAAUAUGUUGAUGCCAGAUGUUGUAUGUAUCCAUUGGAUUCACUGCUUCACAUAGAGAAGAAAUGUAUUGGUGGAUUGUGGCAAUUGCCUUGCAAAUGCCAUGUAUCCUCAAGGUAACCAAAUUAAGUGUUGUUAAUCAUGUUUGAUCGGUACAAUGCGAAUGUAGGUUAAGCCAUAAGAAAAUGUUUUAUUAAAGCAUACCAUACUAACAAUGCACCAUCUUUUCCUUUUUAUGGGUUAUAGCUACAAUGUCAGCUCAAUAUGAAGACUCUUCAGAUAGCAGAACAAGAUCGUACUAUAAAGACCUUACAGCAAGAUAGUAUGUCAAAACAGCAAGAGAUCAAAUCUCUGGAUCACAUCCUUACAGAAACCAAAAAGGUAUGAAUGAUUUAUUCUUUAUGUUCAUGUUUUCAUACUGAUCCAAGCAAUACAAAUAGAUUGUGUUUCUUUAUAAAAUGUGUUGCUUAUUUUAUAGAUUGCACUAAACCCCUUGAUAAAUCUAAAAAUUCCGUUAUUCAGAUAGGGAAAAAGACACAGGGGGUUCUUAGGGUCUAUGGGGAAAAAUAAAAAUCACAUUUUUGAUAAUAUAAAUGUUAAUGGUUGACAAUGAGACAUCAACAAUGGUAACAUGAACAGAAUCCAACUAAAUGGAUACUACCCAACCCCACUUCUAUCACGAUCAGGUUGGUGUAGAUGAAUCCAAUACCUUAAGUUAGACAGUAAAGUUGGACAAUCACAAACCUGCAAACCGUGUUGGUGACACUUUAAUGGAACCAUGAAAAGUUUCAACCGCUCAGAGCACUUCAAAACGCUCUUUUCUUUUUUUUUUUUUUUUUACAAAUUACCAUUAUCUGAAGAUAUUUCUAAUUCUUGGCACAUGCUUUAAUUGUCACGUGUACCAAAAACAUUAUAUUUGUUAAUCAAUCCCUCCAAAUAAUGGACAAAGAAAAGUUACAUCAUAACUAAAAUAUACAAUACAUGAAAUGCUCAUUUCUAGAUGCCCUAAAUAAACACAAACGCACUUGACUGUCUGUAACAUCUAUCUAUCUAUCUAUCUAUCUAUCUUAUAGUGUAAACUUCCAGGGAUGGUCAGCACUCAGAGGACUUACUUUUUGUUAAAACUUAGCUUUUAUUGCACUGUAUGUCAGUAUUUCAGUUUAAAAAAAAAAAAAAAAAACUUGUGUGUUUUGUGUUUUUUGUCUUUUUUUAUUUUUUUGUCGUUUUUUUUACUUCUAAAUUUUAACACCCUGCUCAAUCCUGUUCCUUAUUUUUGGCAGGAAUUGGAUCUUCAGACAAAGAGCACACAUGAUGUAGUGAAAAUACUAGAACACCAAAUAAAGGAUGAAACUGAUAAGGUAAGGUGUCACAUCUCAGAAAUUUCCCCUGGUAUAUAAAAAGAUGCAGAUUACGGGGGGCGGAGCUUAGCGGCAGAGCUGUGCGAACCCCAUUCUCUCAUGUUCCUACAAGCUGCCGGAGAAUCCACAGUAAUCACUGCUUUUGGCAUACUGUAAACCUAUCAGAACCACUGCCCUGAUAGCCCGGCAGUAUUUGCAGUUAAUUGAUACCCUUUUUAGUCUCACAAACGGGCAGUAAAGCUCGCCACAAAAUUGGGCCCACAUCCGCUGCUUUCGAGGCCCCAUUGCCCACCCCAGCUCGAUUGGGUCUACCUUCUCACCCACCGAUGAGAAAAGCACCCUAUACUGAUAUGGGGCGGAAGUCUCAAAGGGUACUAACAGGUGUGAGCAAAGAUACCCGCUCCAGCGCCCUGCGGCCUACAAGAUGGCGGCCAUGCCAUAUCAAGAUACUGGUUCCACCUGCUCGGGGCAGGCCCUAGGGGAAACAGACUCUUCUCUGUCACACACUGAGGUACUGACAGACCCUGAUGCAUUAAUUCCAGCUACCAAACUGGACAUCUGAAACCUCCUGCUAGAAUUGAAGCAGUUGUCUGCAGCUAAUAUAGACCUAGUGAGGACUGAGGUUCAAGCGGUGACCGCUUUAGUGCAUGCCUUGGAGGAGGCCACAUUGGAUGUGCAACAAGAGGUGAAGGGACUCAAGGAAACUGCUGCUGCUCCAGUACUCCCAUUAGGCCUUGCUGAGGGCCGAAUAAUAUUAAAUUUAGAGGCAUUCCAGAUAGGAUUGGCCCGACUGAGCUUCUGCAGUACCUUAGAAAUCUCACCGCUUCUUUGCUACCUCAGGCGAAAAAGUUGGUAUGUGAAGGGUUCUUCUGUAUCAACAAACCCAGACAUGCACCGCUUUCGGCAUCUCAACACGUGAUCAUUCGGUGCCAAAAAAAAAUCAAGUCUUAGCGGAUGUGAAUGGUAAAACACCACUCGACUUUGAGUCUUGACAACUAACUUUUUUACCAAGAUCUAACCAGGACCACGCUUCAAUGGAAGAGAACACUGGGUCCAGUGACCCACCAACUCCUGCAAGCAGGAGUGGACUAUUGCUGGACACUACCAAGAGCCUUGUCAGUUGAGUACAAUGGCACCGCCAUGAAACUUUCCUCUAUAUCGGAGACUGACUCAUUCAAGCUCUAGGGGCUAUUGUUUGAGUCAGUGACCCCAGAGGUGCCGACAAGAACGCAUGCAUGGGACCCUGCAAGGACCGUCCCUCGGAAAAGGUUGCACCAAUUGCAGCAACAUGACUCGAAUCUGAACACAUAUGGCAUGCACAUCUAUAUGUUAUAAUAGUUUAAAUGCCAUUAUCAGUUUUAUUUUCCUGUUUUUAAUUUUCUGUUUAUAAUAUGCCUUUUAGUACCUUUAACAUGCUGGCUCCUAACUGAUAGCUGUAUCCACCAAAUGCGGGUUCCUUUUUCUAUUCGGUACAGCGAACAUACUGUGCAACCAUGAGAGAGCUAUAGCUCUCAUAAAUAUUAAUCCCACAGCCCCUUUGGUUUAGGGGUCUUUGAUCGUAAUUGAUACUGCGUAAGCAGGUCCCUGGCACAUAUUAAAGGACCACUCUAAGCACCCAGACCACUUCAGCUUAAUGAAGUGGUCUGGGUGCCAGGUCCAGCUAGGGUUAACCCAUUUUUUUUUUUAUAAACAUAGCAGUUUCUGAGAAACUGCUAUGUUUAUAAGUAGGUUAAUCCAGCCUCUAGAGGCUGUCUCAUUGACAGCCGCUAGAGGCGUUUGUGUGCUUCUCACUGUAAAAAUCACAGUGAGAAGACACAAGCGUCCAUCGGAAAGCAUUAUGCUUUCCUAUGAGACUGGCUGAAUGUGCGCGCAGCUCCUGCCGCGCAUGCGCAAUCAGCCGAAGAGGAGGAGGAGAGCUCCCUGCCCGGCGCUGGACAAAGGUAAGAUUUUAACCCCUUCCUCUUCCCAGAGUCCGGCGGGAGGGGGUUCCUAAGGAUGGGGGCAACCUCAGGGCACUAUAGUGCCAGGAAAACAAGUAUGUUUUCCUGGCACUAUAGUGGUCCUUUAAGGCGUACUGCUGGCUACUUGGCAACAGUCCAGCGACAUACUACUUCCCACUGUCCCCUCAGGAGCCAUGGUAACUGUUUGAUACUCCUUGUCUUCAUUUAUUUUAUUUUUGCUGUUAUGACCUGCAUAGUAAAAGAACAGAACAGUUUCUAGCUAGGACCAAUGGGUUAUUUUUAUUUUAUUUUUCUAAUUUUUGCAUAUCUAUGAUGUGAAAUAAUCGCGUCACAGUAUAGCGAGUUAUCAAAGCUGGAAGUGCACUCAGCUCCUCACUAAGGAAUCCAGGGUGCUCUUGAAAAGUCCCAGUACCCAAAAGGACCAAAAUGGAUAAAUUUGUAGAAAAAUGAUCAAGGCACUCCAAUAGUUUCCAAUUCUUAAGGCAAUUUAUUUGGACCAGGAACUACAAAGCAAUGUUUCAGCCCUAACAGGGCUUUUUUCAAACUUGAAAAAAGCCCUGUUAGGGCUGAAACGUUGCUUUGUAGUUCCUGGUCUAAGUAAAUUGCCUUAAGAAUUGGAAACUAUUGGAGUGCCUUGAUCAUUUUUCUACAAGUAUAGCGAGUUAGACCCCUAAGCAAAUUAGCGUCCCCUAAUCGUUUCAUGUUCCCUUAUGUAUUAAAACUAAGCUUUAAACUAUUGCUUCAGCGCUUAUUAAUAUGAUUGGACCAUUGUCUCUCUUUCAUUGUCCAUUGUCCAUCUAUCUCAAUAAAAAAAGAGAGUGACAAAAAAGAUGCCGAUUUGUUUACACAUUGCAAUGGAUGGCUCUAACCAUGGUACUUUUGUUAUCGUGUGUGUUCUUUUUUUCUGUUAGGUUAGGCAUCUAGAGUCUGCCUUAGCUCUGUGUAAGGAAGAAUUGGUUUUAUAUUUGCAACAAUUAGAAGAAAACAGAAAGAGUUUUGCAAAUCAAAUCAAGAUGAAGUCUGAAGAGGUAAAUGCCAUUUUGUUUUCUAAAUGUAUUGUACGUAUGUGACUUGGUAUGAAUAUUGUCAUAAUCAGUAACUACUCAUAGAGAUGCAUUGACUCAGUGUAUCUCUAUGAGAAGAUUUUGGCAUCCCCAUGCAGAGAUUUUGCAUGACCGCAUUAAGGAAUAAGAGGUGGCUUUAGACCUCAUUGUACUAAAUUGUAAACACGGCUUUUUCUCAGAACAGGCAGCAUCUACAUUUCUCAGGAAAUAUGUCGGGCAAAAAACAUGGCCACAGCUGCUAAAAGAAAAAUAAAUAAUACAUUGUGUAAUAUGUCCAAAAUCAAUAUCAAAUGACACUUUUACUGGUAACAGUCACAGUGCUGUAGAAUUAAUAUCAGUGCUACAGUGCUCAGCCUGCAGAGACCGUCUACAUGCCAAAGAUGCACCACAUUAAGCUUUAGUAGUUCUGGUGCCUAGAGUGUCCCUUUAAAAUAAUAUAAAUGUGCACAUAAUUGUGGCAAUAUGAGUAGAGUAUUACUAGAGCAUACAGUAAGUUGGGUAGGGAUAGAAAACAAUGAGUAAACAGUAAAUUGAAUAGAAAAAAUACUAUUUAAUGUUAAGUAGCAACCUUGGACUGAACACAAUAGAAGAGAGGUUACCAAGUGUGUAGUCUGCAUUUGGUAUCAGAUAUUACUGUAGGUGAAAGUUUAGGAUCCAGUGAUCAUCGGUCAGUGUAGUUUAAUAUAAGAACAGUGACUGAGUCACACCACACAAAAACAAAAGUUUUAGACUUUAGCAAAACAGACUAAAUGGAGUCCAAGAGGAAUGGGAUUAUUUAAAAGUUGCACUUCGGAAGGCAACAGAAAAUUGCAUUCGGCUUGUCAGUAAAAGCAAAAAAAUUUAAGAAAACACUGUGGUACUCCGCAGAUGUGGCCAAAACCGUAAAAAACUAAAAGUUAGCAUUUAUUAUUUAUAAAAAAAAAAAAAAACAUAAUGAGGAAGAUAGACAGAUCUAUAAGAUUAGGCAGAAAGAGGCUAAGCAAGUUAUAAGAGCUUCCAAAUCACACACAGAAGAGAAAAUGGCACAGUCAGUUAAAAAAGGGGACAAAACAUUUUUUAGAUACAUAAAUGAGGAAAGGAAAGUAAAACAGGGAUUAGUUAGAUUAAUAACAAAAGAAGGAAGGUUUGUAGGAGAGGAUAAAGGUCUAGCUGACUGCCUCAAUUAAUAUUUUUGUUCAGUAUUUACAGAUGAAAAUGAAGGUAAGGGGCCUCAGUUAGGAAAAAGGACAAAUGAGUAAUUAGUUAUGUUAGUUUACCGAGGAAGAGGUUAUAUUUUAACUGUCAAAAGUAAAGACAAAUAAGUCAAAGGGACCUGAUGGAAUACAACCAAAAUUAUUAAAAGAGCUUAGUGGUGUACUAGCAAAACCAUUAACAGAUUUAUUUAACCAAUCAUUGUUAACAGGAUAUGUCCCAGAAGAUUGGUUAGCGAGUGUUGUGCCCAUUCACAAGAAAGGUAGUAGGGAGGAGUCUAGCAACUAUAGGCCAGUAAGCCUUACUUCAGUAAUGGAAACCAUGUUAAAGGAUAGGAUUAUUGAAAAUCUACAAUCACAUGGAUUUCAAGAUCAGAGACAACAUGGGUUUACUUAAUUGAGAUCAUGCCAAACUAAUCGUAUUGAUUUUUUUGAUUGGGUAACUAAAAUAAUAGAUCAGGGUGGUGCAGUAGACAUUGCUUACCUAGAUUUCAGUAAGGCUUUUGACACUGUGGCACAUAGAAGGCCUAUCAAAAAACUGCAAUCUUUAAGUCUGGAUUUAAAUAUUGUUGAAUGGGUUAGACAGUGGCUGAAUGACAAGCAACAGAUGGUUGUAGUCAAUGGAGUAUAUUCGAAGCAUGGUCUUGUCACCAGUGGGAUACCGCAGGGAUCUGUACUUGGACCCAUUUUCUUUAAUAUUUUUAUUAGUGAUAUUGCAGAAGGUCUUGAUGGUAAGGUAUGUCUUUUGGCUGAUGAUACUAAGAUAUGUAACAGGGUUAAUGUUCGUGGAGGAAUAAGCCAAAUGUCAAAUGAUUUAGGUAAACUAGAAAAAUGGUCAGAGUUGUGGCACCUGACAUUUAAUGUGGAUAAAUGCAAGAUAAUGCAUCUUGGACAGGCAGAGUACAGAAUAUUUAACAAAGUCCUAACCUCAACAUCUGAGGAAAGGGAUUUAGGGGUGAUUAUUUCAGAUGACUUAAAGGUAGGCAGACAAUGUAAUAGAGCAGCAGGAAAUGCUAGCAGAAUGCCUGGUUGUAUAGGGAGAGGUAUUGGCAGUAGAAAGAGGGAAGUGCUCAUGCCAUUGUACAGAACAUUGGUGAGACCUCACUUGGAGUAUUGUAUGCAGUACUGGAGACCGUAUUUCUAGAAGGAUAUUGAUACUUUGGAGAGAGUUCAGAGAAGGGCAACUAAACUGGUUCAAACUUACCAGGAAAGGUUAAAGGAUCUUAACAUGUAUAGCUUGGGGGAAAGACAAGACAGGGGGGGAUAUGAUAGAAACAUUUAAAUACAUAAAGGGAAUCAACACAGUAAAGAAGGAGACUAUAUUUAAAAGAAGAAAAACUACCACAACAAGAGGACAUAGUCUUAAAUUAGAGGGACAAAGGUUUAAAAAUAAUAUCUGGAAGUAUUACUUUAUUGAGAGGGUAGUGGAUGCAUGGAAUAGCCUUCCAGCUGAAGUGGUAGAGGUUAACACAUUUUAGGCAUGUGUGGGAUAGGCAUAAGGCUAUCUUAAUUAUAAGAUAGGGAUAGGGACUAAUUAGAAUAUUUAGAAAAUUGGGCAGACUAGAUGGGCCGAAUGGUUCUUAUCUGCCGUUACAUUCUAUGUUUCUAUACCUAGCUGGGCACAGUAUUAGUUUGAUUCUGAAUAGGAGAUAUUGCAACAAGGGGGGCAGUUAGAAGCCAGAGAAACUAGAACACUCACAGGUACUGAGAUACUUGGAGGGGGAUAUGGCAAGAUUAAUUAAACUGAGAGGAAUCCAUAUGGGAUUGAUUAAGUUGGGGAAAGAUGAAUGAUUUGAGAAGGUGAUUAUGUCAGUGGUAGUGGGCUAGAAGGGAAAAUGAAUGGGAUUGAGAAAUAUCACAGAUGUGUAGAAUUGAAAGAGCAGAGAGGACAUGUUGGUGUAUAGCAGGAUUAUGACAUUUAAAAUUAAAUAAUUAUAAAAUUGUGAUGCAACCACCUGUGGAAAAAUAUAAUGAAAUCUCUGCAUUUAUGUAUAUAGCUGCAUCAUUUACAGAUGGAAAUCAAGCACAGGACUCAGAGCCUCCAGGAAAUCAAUGAGGAAAAUAUGCGUUUACAGCAAACUCUUCAGCAGCAGCAGCAGAUGUUGCAGCAGGGAACGGAGAGAAUCGGAGAUUUGGAGGACACACAAGCAGAGUUAGAGAAACAGGUGCAGUAAUAAAUACAGUACAUUUAUAUUGAGGUCCUUGAAUUUUAAAAGGACAGUAAAACUAUUUUUAUUUAGUUAUUUUUUUCGCCUUUGGAUCAUCGAAUCGAAUUAUCAGUUGUGUUACAGUCGGCUGGCUAGAGCAGUAGUAAUGUGUCUAAUGUGUUGGCGCAAUAUAAAAUAAUAACACAGCCAUACAAGGCUCUCUACUUCUCUACUAGAAUACUAGCCAUGCUGCCUUCUUUAUCAGCAGUUGGUGGAAAAAUACUGGCCAGUUUUAGUUAACAAAAAAAAAAAAGAUAUUUCUUUAAUAUUUCGUUAGAACAGGUGUGCAAAUUGGAACUUCAGAUUGAGAAGCAGAGGUGCACUUCAGAAGAAGAGAUGAGAAAGACAGAGGAGAGUUUCCUGUUGGCUACUAAGGAGCUAGAUCUAACAAAACUUCAGGUUCUCGAGCUAAACAGUGCUGUAGAGUAAGUUUAUAAUUGUGUGCAUAUAGUGAUUAGCUUUAAUCUACUGAAUGGACUUUUAUUUUGACUAAUCCAUAUAAUCCUACAUAUAAGAUCUUUUUUGCUAUUUAACCAAUUUAUGAUAUGUGAUUUGCUUUAACCUUCCCCCUCUUUUCUAUCAUGAAUGGAUUCAAGUUUAUGCUGAUACCCAUAUUUGUUCUGUGUUAAUAACAUAUAUCCCUUAUUUUCCAGAAUUCUUUUUAUUACACUUUGCGUGUGAGCACACAUAUCUAGUUGUGAAAGUAACUAAAUGGUAAUGACAAAACUGAAUUUUUCUGUUGAAACAUUUUAAGAAGCCAGACCCCUUUAAGCUUGGGAGUCUUGAGAGUUCAGUAGUAGAACGUUGCCUUCUUGAGUGAUCAAACAGUAACAUUUUUAAAUAAACUCAUGAUGGAGUAAAAGGGACACUAUUAAAGACCAAAUUGUUUAGAUCUUUAUGAAGUGAUUUGGGGGCAUUGAUGCUGUGUAACAGCGGUAGUAUGGUGUUUCUGAUGUCCUUAGCCCAUCACUGGCCACCUGGCAAACUUUCCUCUUACUGCGGGGACCAGGAGGAACGCAGUGAGAAGGCACAUUAACUUCUUUUUCCAUAUUUUAAGCAUCUAGUGCCAGCACCGUGUCUUUCUUGUGACUCGAAAAGGGGAACUAAAUAGUUUAAAUGCAAUGAUCAUGUUAUUUUCAUUGUGCUUCAGGAAGAUGCAGCUUGAAAGAGAUCUUUCUAAUGAAAAGAUGGUACAGCUGGAGGAAGAGCUAGCAUUUCUGAGAUGUCAAGAAGAAGCCAAGUCAAACAAGCUGAAUGAAAUGGAAAUUACUCUUCGGAAAACACAAGCAGAUCUGGAUGACAAAAGGGCUCAGUGUAAGGCCUGAAUGAUGUAUCAUUCUAGGAUCUUCCAGUUUAUUCGACCUGUUAUUGAAUAGUUCUGUAUUCGUUCUGAAAUUAGUUCUUUUAAUGAUAGACUCAUCUUUGCUUUGACUCUUGGUUUUAAACUCUUAAGGAAUACGAUGUAUUGUCCUUACAGUAACCAGACAUGAGUUUUGUUAGUGUACCUUUAGAAAACAGCAGGUUGUAUGUGUGAUGUAUUUUACUAUGCAUUCGUUUAUGUAUUUUACAUGCACAUUUCAUGUCUGUCAUCAGUCCCAAUAUUUUUUAGGUUCAUGUGAGUUAUCUUAUCAGAGUGAGUGUUUGCUUUCCUAUGUUUAUUCUAGGCAAUAUAUGUAAUGAGCUGUAUAAAGGUUCUCCUGCUUUAUUGGGUAUAUAUUCCAUAGUAACAUGAAGGCAGGUGAGGUUUUCAGCACCAAAUUGUACUCUCACAACAUUUUCGUGGGGUAGGCUCCAGAUGUUGUGGACUACAUCUCCCCUGAUGCUUAUCCAACAUUAUGGGAGAUGUAGUCAACAUAUGUAAUUACUACAGUUGCCUACCCCUGCUUUAGGGCAUGUGUGUCCAAAUACAUAGAGUGGAUGUCUCCUAAUCCUGACAAUCUUAAAGGACCACUCUAGGCACCCAGACCACUUCAGCUUAAUGAAGUGGUCUGGGUGCCAGGUCCUUCUAGGGUUAACCCAUUUUUUUAUAAACAUAGCAGUUUCAGAGAAACUGCUAUGUUUAUGAAUGGGUUAAGCCUUCCCCCUAAUCCUCUAGUGGCUGUCUCAUUGACAGCCACUAGAGGCGCUUGCGUGCUUCUCACUGUGAUUUUCACAGUGAGAGCACGCCAGCGUCCAUAGGAAAGCAUUGUAAAUGCUUUCCUAUGCGACCGGCUGAAUGCGCGCGCAGCUCUUGCCGCGCGUGCGCAUUCAGCCCAAGGAGGAGGAAAGAGGAGGCAGAGAGCUCCCCGCCCAGCGCUGGAAAAAGGUAAGUUUUUAACCCCUUUCCCCUUUCCAGAGCCGGGCGGGAGGGGGUCCCUGAGGGUGGGGGCACCCUCAGGGCACUAUAGUGCCAGGAAAACGAGUAUGUUUUCCUGGCACUAUAGUGGUCCUUUAAGAUCAUAAUUAGACAUCCAGUGCUCAUUUCAAUUACAAUGUUUAUAAUAUUGUGAAGUUUAUUAGGAUACAGUUCAUCUUAAUAAUGUGCAUUCUUUUCUCUCUAAUUUCAUUCGUUGUAGUUUGUCCAUUAUUCACAGGAAAAAAAUAAACCAUUUAUGUCCUGGUUUAAUAUUUUUGGAUAAGAUUUUCAAAUAAUUUAUCAGUUUGAAAAAUAAUUUUAAUAUUUUAACAUGUUUAUAUUUUUUCAUAUAUUGAUACAUUUUGUUUGAUAUGAUAAUACAUUUUUUUGACAUUUACAAUUUUGAACACCAUUUUACAAGCUUAUCAAAAAAAUAGUAAAUAAUUUGAAAAUGUUAUUUAUCUUAGGUAAUUUAUUUUAGAUAUAAUUAUCUUCGGUCAGGAUUUAAUAUUGUUGGAUAAUCUUUCCAAAUAAUUUAAUAUAUUUGGCUAAGCUUUUAAAAUAUUUUUUUCAACAUCUUAAAAUAUCAUAACUAUAUCGUGUGUGUGUGUGAUCACCAUAUCUCAACAUAUUACAAGAUUUUAAUAUUUUUCAUAACAUUAAAUCAAUUUAGAUGUUUAUCCACAAAUAUUAAAUAAUUUGAAAAGCGUAUAUACCAGUAUUAAAUCAAAGUCUUAGAAAUAUGACCAUUUCACAUAACAUACUAUAAAAUACUUCUUUAGAGUGGAUGCUUGGCUCUUUUUGUAGUGUCUCGCUGCUAUUUUAGAGAAAUAUCUUGUUGCAUAUUCAGUGGCCGUUUCCGAAGAGAACAUGAGCGCCAUGGAGAAACUACUAAGGAGGAAAGAUGAGAUGGAUUCUGAGCUGCAGGGUUUGAAGGAGGAAUUAGAGAACAAUAUCAAACAUAUUCAGAAACUGGAAGAAACAUUGACAAAAACACACAUAUCAUUGGAAGAGAAGCAAUCCGUUGUGCAAACUCUUACAGAAGAACUUAGGUGAGUGAUCCAUAAAGAAGGUCUUCAUCUUGAAGCCUGAUGGGUCUCCAGUGCUUUGAUUGCCACUCUGGUGUAACCAAGAUACAAAUGACACACUGUAUUUUUGGUUUUAGACACUUGUAACAUUGAACACACAUGAUAUUUGCUUUUGACUUGGGUUUUCUCUGUAAUGGCCUAUAUGAGUCAAGUCCGGUAAAUGUUAUUUAUCUCUAAUUUCAGAACGUGUAGAAGUGAACUUGAGGACCGAGAACAUGAAAUACUUGACAUGAAUCAGGCUCUAAAUGACAGAAAUUGGGAGCUUAAGCAGAGAGCUGCACAGGUAUUCUAGAUUAAAUGGUUCAUUGUGGUCUAGAUCUCUGUUCUGUACAAUCCUUUUUCAGCACUAUGCUGGGGGAGAUUGACAUUUCGGCAUACCAAGUAACGAGGUUCUCAAUGCAGAGUUAUGCUGUUAAGAUUCAGUGAUUCCCCUUCAAAGCCCUUUCUGUUUGCCGGCCAAACACACACACACACACACAGGGUUAAUUACUAAAGCAAAAAUUCAACGUAAAUUGAAAGGAAAUUUCAAAAUUAAGGUCAAGAUAGCCGAAAUUGCAAAAAACCUAUGUCAUGUAUGCUUUCAGUUUGGCUGCUCUGCCCUUAAAUUUGAUAUUUACUUUGAAUUCUCACUUUAGUAAUUAACCUAACCGUAUUUACAUGUGAGCUGCAUGAUCACUGUAAAACAAAAGAAUGAGUAGCCCAUUUUGAGAGAAACCUUAUCUCACUCCCUACCCAGGGCAACCUCGUUUGCUAAUAAAACCACUUCAACUCAAUAACCACAAACAUAUUUGUGUGUGUGUGUAUAUAUACAACACAUCACAAAUGUGUUUAGUCAAGUCACUUUAUUUGGCUAUGAAGGACUAAAUCUGACACAACAGGUUCUCUUUAAAAGAGUGGAGGUGAACUGAUAAGUAAUUAAGAGAAUAAAUUAACCCUUUUCAAAUAUAUUGAAUGACCAAUGCAUGAACUUUUCAGCUAAACCAGUUGGACAUGAGCAUUCGGGAACAUAAAGGAGAAAUGGAACAAAAGAUUAUUCGAUUGGAAAGUGACCUAGAGAAAUCAAGGAUAGAAACGGAGGAUCUUCUUAAGCAGGUUAGCCGCUUGUAUGUAAACAGUAGUAUUUUGUGUUUCAUCAAACUAUUUACUGUAUAUUGGAGAAGACAUUUGUUUGUUGGUUGGACAGAUUUCCUAGUCGUGUGAAUAACCUUUCUAAACUGGUAAAAAAUGCUUUGUUUUUACCCGUCUGGGUAUAUUCACUAACUAUAAAGUACGGCUUUGUCCAGAAGAACUUUCCGCGUGAAGUGUUCUAAUUUAUAAUGUGAAAAUAAGCCUGCUUCUUGGUAUCUGCUCUAUGACCUAUCUGUUUGCUACCAAUCUGACUACAACAUAUCCUGAUUAGAAAUAAAAACAUAUUAUCUCAUAAUCUGCAACAAUAGCCGCCAUGAAAAUCCAUCACUUGCUGCCCUGUCGGUAAAACCACUAUACUUCAACAUUAUAAAUUACUAAAUAGAUAGUAUUUGACCCCCUGACGAAUAGCAAGAAUGUUUCCUGUUGCGGCCCUUCCUUGGACUUGGCUAUGACAUCCCCCCGGCUCUCAAUAAGCUGUAGUGAUUAUAGUGUUUAAGGUGUCCCUUUAAAUGUAUUAUUGUUAAAACCUAUCACUUCAGGCUGUGUAACAAACGCGUCUGUUCUUGCACAGAUUUCCUGUUUAGAUGAAAGAAAUCAACAGUCAAGAAAUGAACUUUGUGAAAAAGAUUUUGAGUUACUCCAGAAAGAUCAAACUAUAAAUCAACUUAAAAAGGAGAUUGAGAAACAUCGCCUAACCAUUGAUGAUAUAGAAAGGGUAAGUACUGUAAAUAUUAAUAUGUUUAUAACAGACAAACAAAUACACAAAAUAAAAAUCGGUUGUAAUCUACUUAUGUAUACAGAACUUACAAACCAUUUGGGGAAUGACAUGUAAAAAUCCCAAUAACAUUAAUUGAAAGCAGAAGAUGGAAUUUGAUUAUAAAGAUUCAUAUUUUUCUUAACUGUUUUGGUGCUGAGCUGGUCAAAAAAAACCCUGAUGUUAAAGGUAAUGAACAAGCAGUGGGCAGACACGGGCUCAGUGAGUACAUGUGCAAGAAGACCAUUUCUACCACUGUAGCUUUCAGCCUUUACUCCAUUGUUUGGUACUCUAUUCAUUCUAACUAUGGGGUAUCCGAAAGUCCAUGGAAUAGGGUCACAACAACACUCAGACAUUCCAUAUAGUAUCCUUAAAUUAAUAUAAAAUAAAUAGUUUUCUUUAAAAAUAUCCUUUUGUUUAUGCCAACGCGUUUCACAAUGUUGAUUUAUAUUUGCUCCAUCAACAUUGUAUUUUAGACGGUGAAAGCUCAGGAAUUCCUAGUAUCGGAACAUCACCAGGAAAACCUGGAUCUGAACCAGCAAGUAAGGCUGGCACGAGAGAGGAUGCAACUCACUCACCUGGAGCUAGUCGAUUCCCGGCAACAGCUGGCUGAGGCUCAGAAAGAAUCAGACAGUCUUCACCAGAAGCUGGAAGCCAUGGAUCAGGUUUCCAGAGAAAAGGUAACUUUGAAAGAGCCCAUGUAGCUACUGCUGCCCAGUCAUUUUCAUUGUUCUUGUUUCACUCUCAAUUUAUCUUUUUAAACCAAUCCUCAUUUUUUUAUAGCAUCUGAUACUGCCAUUAUUGUGUUUGAUUCUGUGUCUAAGGAAUUGAAAUCAUGGAAUAAAACAUUGAACAUGCUCUAUAACUGUUUUAUCAUUUAUCUAAUUCUCUUUUGCUCUCUCUAAGCUGGCUGCCAAGUGUUUAUAACAUUGAUUGACAGCCCUGCCUGUACCGUGAAAUGCCUUUCACAUAAACCAACACUAUUUCAUGACUCCAGUUACAGGCAGUGUAGCUGUAAUCACAGUUUGACUGGUAUAUUUCACUAUCAAAAGUAACAAAAAGAAGGCAGAGACAAAAAUCUACACUCCAUGUUUGCCCUAUAUUACAUAUAUAUUUCAUUGUAUAUGGUAAUAUUUGGGUUUUAUGUGAGUUUAUAUUGUGUACUGUGUGCAUGUAAUGUAGAGCAAAAUUGGAUUAUGGUGAACAGAGUGUACAGUUAUAUAAUCUGUCCUCGGGUUUUUAAAAUAUUUUUUUUCUUUCGUAAAUGAUUGUAAGUGCAUGCAUUACUUUUGAUGAUUUUGGAAGUGUUACCUAUUAGCUCAGGCUGUCAUUUUCUUUUUCUCCCAAAAUGGGAAGAUUUUGUUUCCUUUUUAAUAAGAUAUGAAUAUGUUUCUUGGCAGCUACAUCAGAUGAAGCAGGAACUGAAAGAAUCACAGGACACAAUCUGCAACAUAAAGACAGAGCUUGAAGCCAGGAACGAGGUGAUCAAGGCCACCAAUGAAGUACUCUUUAUGAAGGUGAGGCAGUUUGGUAGUCUGUCUGUUUGGAAAAGUUGAUUACGGAAACCAUGCCAGCUGUAGUGGUUAUGGUGCCCUUGUGCCUUCCCAGUGUAAAUCGUCAAACGGUUUAACAACAGACAACAUACGUGAGGUCAGCUGGGCACCACGUGACAUUGAGGCCCCUGCAAGGAGUUUCUUUUAGUUUUCCUAAGCGAAGUACCCCAGUGCAGGGAAGGCUCAUUAGUGUUAGCUGAGAACUCUCUGGCAAUGAGCCAAAGCAUGUGUGGCCCAGCUUGGCUCACUACUGCAUCUUCCAGACUUCAGAGGAGGAGAUAAGGGCCUUGCAGAUGCCAGGUAAGUUGUCAAAUCUUUCUUAUCAUUUGACUAAUUCAACAGAAUGCAAAGAGCUAGUCCCAGGUUCUCCAAUGGGAACAAUGAUAUAGACUCGGUUGUGUCUAUAUGCUAAUGGGUUUCGUGCCAAUACGGCUCAGAAAUACUGAGAGCAGCAUUAUUUAGAAACAUGAUAGACUAGAGGUAAAUACGAAUAUUGUAUCUUCCUGAUUUUACUUGACUUUCCUAGAAAUGUGAUAAUAUAAUGGGAAUCAACUCAGGUCAAUGGUCACAUAAUUUAUAUUCUGAUGCUUUUACCGGUUUAUCAAUAAUAUUAGGCACUAUUUACAGUCGGAGAAAACAUUCUUUUAUUUCCCUAAAUUAUCUUCUGCAUUUUAGGAGUCGGAGGUUACACGAUUAAAAGCCCGCAUUUCAGCAUAUACGAGAACAUUGGGUGUCAAAACCCAGAAUUCAUCCAUUCACAGUUCCGAAUUGUUUAAUGAAUACAAUCCACUGGAAUCCUAUAAAUAUAACGAGACCCAGAAGAUGAGCAGAUCUAUAAGUGCAAGUGAUAUAAGCCUGGCAGAUCUUAAUUCCCUUGAUCUACCUGAGACAAUGCUUGAAGAUAUAAAGAGCAUUUCUCCUUCUGACAUAACCAUGAAUAACAUUGGUGGGGUCCAUCAUGUGUCCUCACACAGUAUCAAUGACUCCUCAUUCAACCCUCUUGAGUACACAGUAGAAGAUAAAUGUGAGACGGCCUCCGAUUGCACAGAUCUUGGUACGCUCAGCGGGAUGCUUAAGUACAUAAAGAAGGAAAUGAAAAGAUCAUCUGUCUCUCCUGACCAUAGUCCUACCAAGAAUAUGUGGAUCGAUGAUGGGUGCCAAGGAAAGCAGGUUUGUGUCUGUUUAUACCAUCUGAAUGUAUAAUUCUGUAAUAUACAUAGUUUUUAGCAUUAUUGUACUGUGGUCCAAAUGUGAUUUUCCAUGUUACAGAUAACCACCAUGUACAUAUUGUUGUAGGCCAUGGUAAAUGAUCUACUCAUGGUGACAGUACGCACUAAUCAAGUAAUUCAUAAAGGUUCAUUUGCAUUUUGGCCAUAUAUUCAAUUGAUGUCUAGAAACAGGAGAGAAUAUUGGAGUGGUAGUGAAGUACCGUUCUCACGCAUGUAGGGGAAAUUGUGACCUCCACCUAUGUUAAUGGCCUGGUGUCUUCACCCUUUCUUCUUGCUCCAUUGCAGGAGGACCGUGGGAGUGAAAGAACCAUGUUUUCAGAUGUGCAUAUAUUGAAAAAUAAACAUGAAUACCCUGAAUAAAAUUGGAAUGCUACGAAUAUAGUAUACAGGCUUCCAACUUUAAUAAACUGUAAAACACAUUUUGAUGAAAACAAGGCAUUUCUUCACAUAUAGUGUGCAAUUUCACCAACUCAUGCCGAGGUACCUACAUCACCAUAUACCAUGUUUACAUAACAGUCCAUGGUAGCUUGAGAGGGUUACUGUCAAAGAUAUUAGGUUGCCAUUCUGUUAAACGUAAUGUGUGAAUACAGAUUAGCUCCAUCACAUCAGGUUUCUGUAAGUUGUAAGCUGGGUCCCUUGUGACCUAAAAAUCAAUACAAGCUUAUUCCGGUAGCUGUCGAGAAAAGGGCCCAGUGGAGGCAUUCUCUUUAUAUCAUUCAGCUGGAUAAUACUGUUCAUUCACCCUAAGAAGAAGUAAUCCGUUUCAUAGCUCCAAUUAGACCUGUAAAUGUGAGAAUGAGGCACGCUAUAUUAACCAUGAAAGGAAAUCAUUGAAAAGCACGAUUGUACUGUCCUGCUGAGAUAACAGUAUGUUUUGAUGAUUUAUAGAACCACAUUUAAUACUAUUAUUUUAUUUAUGAUGUUUGAACAUACUGUGCAGAGUUAAAUGUUGAGAAAAUUGGGGUUUGGUGACAUUCUGUUCGAUUUAAUGAAAGUAUGAAGGCUCAUGCUAAAAGGUUUAAAAGAUCUUUCUUUACCAGCAUAGCCAGGGGUAUUAACUAAACCAAGACAUUUCAGGAAUUGACCUGAUCAAUGCAAUUUUAGGCCAAAAUAGCCAAAUUGAGAACAGUUGCUGUGUGUAUCCGAGAAGGCAGUGCAGUUUUUAUAGUAAUUGAUGGGUUAAUCCGUGUAUGCUAUGUCAAUGAGUAGUCUGGCAGGACUUGAUCUCCAUUCUAGUACUGCUGAUUCAUUUUACCAGCGACAUUUCCUUGAAUUAUGCAAAUUAUAUCUUCUAUGGAAAUGUCUCGAUUUGCAUAUAUAAAUGAAGAUUAUUGUAGUUACCGUUAAAGUCCUUUUAGCAUUUACCAUAAUAGUGAAUUGUUUGCAUUCUUUCCCUGAAAUCUUAUUUUUUUAAUUCAUUUUUUUUACAAGUGGAAUAGUGCACCCAAAGAUCUAUAUAAAGUAUCCUUUAAAAUGUUCCUGUUGCAUUCCUCGUACUGGAGAGAUGCAAGCAUUAGCCAUUACUUCCCUGUGGGAUGUUUAACCCCUUAAGGACACAUGACAUGUGUGACAUGUCAUGAUUCCCUUUAUUCCAGAAGUUUGGUCCUUAAGGGGUUAAAGUUGAUAUCUGUAAAACAAAUUGGAAUUAUUUAUUUUGUACUGCGACCGUAACACUAUUUCUACAACAUAAAAAUAAUUUGUAGUUGACAUAAAUUGUUUCCAUCUUUUUUCUUUUUUUCUUUUCAGGUAUAAAUACAGAUCUGAAAAGGAAAUUACUGUUUUGUAAUCCAACGUGUAUUUUUAGAUAUGUGUUUUCUAUGUUUAUAUUUAUUUGUAAAUGUUUAAUUUAUAUAUUUUUAUACAUUUUUACAGUCCGUUUCUAUAGUGGAGCAUUCUUUUAAG